GCAUAUCGUCAUUGCCAUGGCCCGUAGCAGCGCACAGCUCGAGGUCGACCGCCUCAACCUUUCGCUGCACUACGAGAAGCUGCUUCUGGCGCCGCCGACGCGCCACCUGCCCGUGACGAUCCUCACGGGCUUUCUCGGCAGCGGCAAGACGACGCUGCUGCGCCACAUCCUCAAGAACCGCCUCAACCUGCGCGUGUGCUGCUGCGUGAGCGACGUCGCUGCGCUCAACGUCGACGAGCAGCUCAUCACCGAGUCCAAGACGCGCACGUCGACGGGGUUCCUCAUGGAGAACGGCUGCAUGUGCUGCCCCGUGCGCCUCGACGUCGACAACACGAACGAGUUCAAAGACGUGGUGUGGCAGGUGCUCAGCCAAGACGACAUGACCAUGGACUACCUCGUGGUCGAGACCAGCGGCACGACGGACCCCCUCGCGCUCAUCCAGGCCAUCCAAGCGCGCUUUGGCAAGCUCACGCGCGCCCGUCUCGACUCGGUCGUGACCGUCGUCGAUGCCGAUGCCCUUCUCAUCGACGCCGACAACAACGUGGCACCGUGCGCCGUCGCGCUCAACCAGCUCAAGUGCGCCGACGUCGUGCUUCUCAACAAGAUCGACUUGCUCCAGUCGCCAGAACGCAAGGCGCGGGCACAGGAGGUCGUGCGCGCUUGGACGCCUGCGGGAGCGCACAUCUACGAGACGACGCACUGCGACGUGUACCUUCCGCGCAUCCUUGACAUUGCGCCGCCCGAGGGCAUCUACAACUCGGUGAGCCACGAGCGCGUCCAGGCGCACUGGAACACGUCGGCGGCCUCGACGCUUCGCCGUACUCAGGUCGACAAUCACGAGUAUACGCCGAGCCACACGGAGUGGUCCACGGAAGUCCUCGAGUCCAAGACGCCCGUGUCGCUGCCGGCGCUGUCGGCGUGGAUCGGCGGCAAGCUCCCGCCGUCGACGCUGCGCGCCAAAGGGAUCUUUUACCUCGCGGAGGACCCGAUCCCACCGCUAUGUGCUUGCAGUCUCUAG
Saprolegnia parasitica CBS 223.65 is the source of this 1018-nucleotide messenger RNA. RefSeq lists its product as hypothetical. The transcript has 3 exons. The coding region runs from base 17 to 1018 and encodes 333 amino acids. The record is from RefSeq and is a predicted model, not a curated record. NCBI's taxonomy places the organism in Eukaryota, Oomycota, Saprolegniomycetes, Saprolegniales, Saprolegniaceae.